GUCAGAUCUGACAUCGGGAGGCUGGGGAAUACGUACUUACUAUGAGGUAUAUUCUAUCUCUGGUUGGAGGUCUGUGCCUAUUUUUGACACCUACGACGGCAGACUGUGGAACACAGACGGGUUAUUCAGAGACAAGAAAACGUGUAGCCGGCGGCAAUGUAGUUGAUGAUGUAUACAAAUGGCAAUGGACCGGUCACUUACGAUUCAGUGGACAAGAUGUAUGUACAGUCGUACUCGUAGAUCAUAUGUGGGCGUUAACCAGUGCACAGUGCAUAUUAAAAUGGACAGAUCCGACGAUAUUUACGGUCGUUUUGGGGGAUGGAUAUGGUACGGGAAUAGAGCAAACCUUUGGAGUGACAGAAAUGAUGAUCCAUCCGUUAUUUGACCAUGCAACACGUGAAUACGACGCAUGUUUACUCAAGUUAUCAACUCCCGCCAGUAACUUCGAUCCUAUAUGUGUUGUCGAUGAAGCGUUUGAUUAUACAACGUUUGAUGAAUGUUGGUUAACAGGGUAUGGGCAAAUCACAGGCGGUACAUUCCCAUCUAAAAUGCACGAAGCAUUAAUGGACCAAGUCAAUAAAGAAACGUGUUAUUCUAUCUGGAAACAAUGGAGCGUACCGAUAACCGACAAUCAUAUCUGUGCUGGUUUCCCGACAGAGCAAAUAGGAGCCUGCCAUGGUGACGCUGGAGCUCCAUUGAACUGCGUGAGGGAUGGUAUCUGGUUUCUGGGUGGUAUUUUAAGUUUUGGAUCUGGAAAGUGUGGCGCUAUUCCAGGUAUUCCAGACGUAUAUACAAAGAUGUCGACUGUGUUUACAGAUUUUAUAGAAAAUGCCGUGAAUGGCUUGACACCAUUGUCUAGAAGUUUUGAUUGUCAUCACGAGACAGAAUUCCGUUGUGCCAGUCCUCAGUGUAUAUCAUCACUCUAUAGAUGCGAUGGCUAUACUUUCUGCCUAGGUAACGAUGACGAAAAAUACUGCGCUGCACAUGUAAAGUACUUCAAUCCCACAUACAUGACGUCAUUCAGUGAUACACCAGCAGAAAGUAUUGUGACGGCUAACGUAGACGAAUGUGCCGACCGCUGUCUGACGUCACAUGGUUAUGUCUGCCACCAGUUUGCGUUUAGAAAAUCUGAUGGACAAUGCGAUCUGAGGUUUGAAGACUACCAAGAAGUCAGCUUGGUCUCUAUGCCAGGAACAAUGUAUUUUCGGUUACAGGAAUUUGGAGGACAUGCGCAGACGAUACAUCCCAAUUUGUUAGGAAAUGGACAGUUCUCAACACCGAGGUAUUUUAAUCACAAUUCCCGAAGAAAACUCACCCAAUUAAAUUUGAUGACUGAACCCGGAACAAACAUUCAGAUACAUUUUGACCACUUUUUCGAUGAUCCAUCUCAUCCCGAAUGUCCUUUAUGUAAAGCCGAGCUGAGAGUCCGUUUAAAUGGAAGUUCAACCAACUUAGUGGAUGAAUGCAUAACAGAAAGUUCUUCACUUCCGAGUAGUAUUAUCGCACCCGGCAAUGAAGUGGUACUAGAAUGGUUUACUGAAAGACCAGAAUUGACUGGAAUUAUCGGCAGUUUCUCUACUGUCGUACCGUAA
Molecule: messenger RNA, 1592 nt
Organism: Saccoglossus kowalevskii
Lineage: Eukaryota; Metazoa; Hemichordata; Enteropneusta; Harrimaniidae
Product: prostasin-like
Biological process (GO): proteolysis
Molecular function (GO): protein binding; serine-type endopeptidase activity
Source: RefSeq, a predicted model, not a curated record